Messenger RNA from Paecilomyces variotii, 1343 nucleotides. RefSeq names its product histone chaperone asf1. The record is from RefSeq and is a predicted model, not a curated record. Gene Ontology annotation, molecular function: histone binding. The transcript has 4 exons. Lineage: Eukaryota; Fungi; Ascomycota; Eurotiomycetes; Eurotiales; Thermoascaceae. Bases 182 to 1042 code for a protein of 286 amino acids. Gene Ontology annotation, cellular component: nucleus. Gene Ontology annotation, biological process: DNA replication-dependent chromatin assembly; nucleosome assembly; nucleosome disassembly.
CGUCGAUCCCGCUCUGGGGCUGCUAAGAGACCUCCUUCAUCCUCCCGGGACAUAAAGUCACCGUCGCCUCCUCUCCCUUCUCACAUAUUUGGAUUCCUUUGUUGUUGUUGUCUGCAGGCCUCCUCCCACAUCAAAGCACAAAAGCUGUUGUUCCAUAUACCCCACCCCGCCUUUCGCCGCCAUGUCUGUCGUCUCCCUUCUCGGAGUGAAGGUUCUCAAGAACCCGGCCCCUUUCCUCGCGCCCUACGAAUUCGAAAUCACCUUUGAGUGCCUUGAACAGCUUCAAAAAGAUCUCGAAUGGAAGCUUACUUAUGUCGGUUCCGCUACUUCAUCUGAACAUGACCAGGAGCUCGACUCUUUACUUGUUGGACCUAUCCCUGUCGGGGUCAACAAGUUCAUCUUCGAGGCCGACCCACCAGACCUGAAGCGCAUCCCGCCCUCCGAGAUUCUGGGCGUCACCGUGAUUCUGCUCACAUGCAGCUACGAUGGCAGAGAGUUUGUUCGCGUUGGAUACUAUGUAAACAACGAAUACGAUAGUGAAGAGCUCAAUGCGGAACCCCCUGCGAAGCCUAUCAUUGAGCGCGUGCGCCGCAAUGUGCUUGCGGAGAAGCCUAGGGUCACUCGCUUCGCGAUCAAAUGGGACUCCGAGGAAUCUGCACCAGCUGAAUAUCCUCCUGAACAACCGGAUGCGGAUAAUCUCGAGGACGACGGCGCGAACUAUGGUGCCGAGGAAGCUGAACUUGAGGCCGCCCUUAUGAGAGAGCUUGAGGAGGCCGAGCGAGGAGAAGGAGAAGAAAGAGAAGGUGGUGAAGACCAGGAGAUGGAGGGUGCCGAAGAAACUGCUGGCCCAUCUAAGGAGGAGGACGUCUCCGAUGCCGAAAGUGAGGACCUGGAAGCCGAGAGCAGUGGCAGCGACGAGGAAGAUCUUGACGAAGAUGAAGGCGGAGACGGCGAUGACGAUGUCGAAAUGGGUGAUGACAAGGACGAGGUAUCUAAGCCCGACGCUGCGCAACACUCGCAGCCCGAAGUCAUGGUCCACUGAGCUUUUGAUUUUUGAUAUGCACUUUCCUUUUCUGGAUGGGAAAACAACGGGACUGCCAAUACAGGAUUUACGAUCUAUAAGGAAUGCUUCACGAGUCAGGAUGAUUUCCAGCACACCCUCCAUAUUUAACAUAUAUCGCAUUAUCUGCUUUAUCUGAUAGAGUCCGGCCAUAAUGCUACUUAGGGGGGCCAGGCGCAGUUUCUUUCUUUGUUCACAACUUUUAUAGUGACUUUCCAGAAUCUCUUAUGCGAGUAUAUAUCACGGAAUAGUCUUUUAUUUCCCUUCAAAAGCACGGACAGAC